Molecule: messenger RNA, 619 nt
Organism: Annulohypoxylon truncatum
Lineage: Eukaryota; Fungi; Ascomycota; Sordariomycetes; Xylariales; Hypoxylaceae
Exons: 1
Coding region: 70-612 (180 amino acids)
Source: RefSeq, a predicted model, not a curated record
GUUCUCUUACCUUUUCUUUCUUUCAACCCCCAUUCUCAUUCCGUCCUUCAUCAACGCACCACCGCGACGAUGGCCUCUCAAAAGCUAUCGCCGAAGCCAUCUCCUAUGGAGAAGUCCAAACCUUCUCCUAAGAAGAAGAAGUCGGCCAAACCACCCCCCAUUACCACCUCUCGGCCGUCUCCCAUACCUCCCAUUGUUAUACCGAAACCUUCUCCCAUGCCAUCUCCUACGCGACCAUCCCCUAUGCCACAUAUGACACCUACGUCAACGCCCGGCUUGGACUCUCCCGCUGGUCCGAUGAACAUGAACUUGUUUAACGACGAUGACGCUCCAGCAUGGCAUUCUGACCUCGAUCUUGGCCCUCAGCCAGGUAUCCGCGGUGGCCCCUAUGCUAUUGCGCUCACAAAGAUCCCACCUCUUAAGGUCCCCAAAACACCGUACAUACCGUUAGUAAUUAACACGUUGCCAAUGAUUCGCGAUAUAAUUAUCCCUUCACUUUGUUUGCCUGAUAUAUAUGCCAAACUCACCAUUCUCAUCGCUAUUCAAAGCUGUUUUACAUCAUCCUCAUAUCUACCACUCAUAACUGUUUUAUUAUUUAUUCAUUUUCAAUAGUUCGCCU